This is a messenger RNA of Trypanosoma theileri, 837 nucleotides long. RefSeq lists its product as uncharacterized. The transcript has a single exon. NCBI's taxonomy places the organism in Eukaryota, Euglenozoa, Kinetoplastea, Trypanosomatida, Trypanosomatidae. The annotation marks the transcript as partial. The record is from RefSeq and is a predicted model, not a curated record.
AUGUUUCUUUACCGUGUGUUGUAUGUACUGGCAUUGCUCUUGAGCAUUAUGUCUUUAUGUGUGGCUACUGAUAAUCCUGAACUGCCUUCAGGUGAAGUUGGUGGUGGUGGUUGCACUCCUGAUGAAAGUCAACCUCAAAAGUGUCCUCCAACUCCUGAAGGUCCUUCUGGUCCUCCUGGCAAAGCAGGUGAUGCUGGACCUGUUGGUCCUUCUGGCCCUGAUGGAGUUACUGGUGAAGACCCCAAUGGUUCUGACGUUACUAGGGUAAAUCAGCAAAAUCCGACUAAAGGUUCCGAUCCUAAUACUCACUCAUCACAAGGACAACCUUCUGGUGAACCAGGUAAGCAAGGUCCUGCUGGCCAAAAUGCUGAAGGAAGCAACGUUCCUGGUCGUACCGAAGAGGUUCAGGAAGUCAAUAAAGGUAUUCGUCCUGUUACCACUGUUACUCCUGAAUCUUCUACUUCUGUUCUCACUCCUGAUCCUAACCCUACUGCUGGAAGUGAUGGUGAGUCUUCACGUGAUGGCAAAACGGGAAGCAACGGCAACAAUACACGACGUGAGAGUGAAAAUGAAGAUAACAAUGGAACUGCGGAAACACAACCUUCUGCUGACUCUCCUAACACUUCGGCCACAGUGAGUGGUGAUGGUUCUGAUACUGCAACACCUGAGAAUGGCACUGCACCUGCAGAGAGUGAGUCAACAAAUAACCAAGAAGGAGCCGUGGGAAAUACAGACACCACCACAACAACAACAACAACACUUCCUCCUGAACUCACAAACAACAAGAAGGGUGAUGCAGACAGCAGCAGCAGUAUCAGCAGUUCUGUGUGGGUGCGU